AUGGUUAACUUCAUCUCUUUGAGUGAGUUGAAUACUAAGAUUCAAUUCCCUGCAAUCCGUGUUAAGAUCGUUAGAAAAUGGAGUACGAAAAUUGGAAGAGAUCAUCAUUCAACCAUGCUCUUAGGAGAUUCGAAAGGAGUAAGAAUUGAAGGGAGCUUAAGCUAUUCUUUGUCUCUACCUAACGAGAUUGAGCUCAAAGAAGGUGAUUGGGUUGAGAUACUCAAUUUUGAGAUAAGAAGGGUUUUUCAGCUUUAUAGAACCACAAAGCAAAAGUACACAAUCAAGUUCAAUGAAGCGAGUUUGUUUAGAAAGAUAGAACCAGUCAACGGUUCUAAAUUUCUAUGCUGUGCAAACUUCCGUCGUAUCAAUCGGGGUCUUUAUCAUCCUAUGUACUGCAUUGGAACAUGGCGGCUCCGGCUUGAACGCCUUCUCUCCCUCUCGGCUCAUGCUCUCCAUCUCACCGAACCGAUAGGUAACACCAACGCAAUGGACGUGACGGCACCUAACGUGUCUGUGAUAUCGUGGGCUGCUCCUCCGGCGAUAGAACAUGGCCCCGGUGGUGGCGGAGGGUGA
This is a messenger RNA of Eruca vesicaria subsp. sativa (arugula), 573 nucleotides long. The record is from the annotation of a GenBank genome assembly. NCBI's taxonomy places the organism in Eukaryota, Viridiplantae, Streptophyta, Magnoliopsida, Brassicales, Brassicaceae.